Molecule: messenger RNA, 2733 nt
Organism: Falco peregrinus (peregrine falcon)
Lineage: Eukaryota; Metazoa; Chordata; Aves; Falconiformes; Falconidae
Product: tektin-3-like
Biological process (GO): cilium movement involved in cell motility; cilium assembly
Cellular component (GO): microtubule cytoskeleton; sperm flagellum; nucleus
Source: RefSeq, a predicted model, not a curated record
AUGAUGAGGAUGAAGUCGCUUGCCCACAAAUCAUGCUGGCAGCGCUCAGGAAUAGAGCUGGUUGGCUCUCCCUUGACAGCAAUGUACACUCAUCAAAGAUCAAGCCCUACCAGGUUCCUACCUGCCAUCAGCACCAUGGCUUCAAGGUGUAAGAACUGUUUUCCUUACAAUCCCUUGCCUCAGAGCUUCAGCCUCCUCUGGAUGUCCCACACCUACUAUCAAGCAGCUGCCAUCAACCCAGCUUUGGCUCCCUUUUCCAAAAGCUCCCAGGGGUUAGCUCCCAGCAAAGUGCUGCUUUUGAUUUCUGACAGAGCAGCCCUCUUCACCCGGUACACCCCCGAUGACUGGUACAGCUCCAACCUGACCAACAACAAAGAGUUGGAGACUUCCUGGCACAGUGCAGAGCAUCUGAGAGUUGAAACCUCCCACAUGAUUCAGAAUAAAUAUCAGCAAACAAAGAAAACCCAAGCAAAAAGCACCAGAAACCUGGGAGAAUGUGUCAGAUUUUGGAAGUCAGAACUGUGCCAUGAGCUGGAUGAAAUGACUGGGGAGAGCAACACACUCACAGACAUGAAGAACCAACUGGAGAGAGCCCUGGCUGUGCUGGAGGCCCCUCUCCAGGUCACUUGGGAGUGCUUGCAUCACCGGGAGAAGAGGAUGGGCAUCAACCUAGUCCAUGAUAACAUGGAGAAACAGCUCUUCACAGAAGUGGAUGUCAUUGGGUCCAGCCAGGAGAGGAUGCAGUGGUGCCUGGAUAGGGUGGCAGCCCAGCUAGGGUCCAACAGAGCAGCCCAGCAUGAGCUGGAGAGCAGCCUGGCCCACAGGCAGAUGGCCCACUGCAUCGUCAAGUGCCAUCACCCAAGGAACACCUCUGAUGGCAUCGGCUACGGCCAAGGGGUGGAGCAGGUUGAAUGCAUGCCAGGCAGCAUGCAAGUGCCGAGCUGUCCCUGGGAUGCAUGGUGCAUCUCCCUGGCAAGGAGCUGGUUUUCCCCAGCUCACUGUAGAGGCAUAUGUCUCUGCACGGCACAUCCAUCCCACCUGGAGACACUCACCUUGGAGUGGCCAUUUCUCACCAUAAAGAAAGAACAACCCCCUGCUAUCAGCUGGAUACUGAAUGUCCAGCAGGUGCAAGCAGCUCCCACCUAAUGAAACAUUCUAUCUGGGUUCAGAGAUCAGCCUGAAAACAAAUUCAGUCCAGCACCUCUGCACAGCUCAUUAAGUUAAUGCCCAUUUCGAAAGAUGUGUCAGUGCUUGGCUGAGUGCUCUUCAUUGACGUAAAGUUGUCAGGGGGGGUUCACCCCUGUGUAGAGAUGACCUGGCAGGGAGCUGAAAUGACAUAGAAGAUAAACAAAUAGAGAGCAUGGUUCUGGGAUAGAGUUCAGCUGCUUUUGGGUGCCAGGAAUUCGGCUUUGGCUCUGCAGUAAAUGAGCAGUGACCUAAACCAGCACUCGCAGAGGUAUGCCCUCAGUGGCAAAGGGCUGUGGGAAUAAAUCUGCUGCUCACACAGGUGCAUGCAGUUGAUGGAGGGGUGUAGAUUGUUUCAAUUUUUCUAAUGUUUUAAUAAUUAUUCACAGUAGAACUCAGACAUAUUUAGACAGGCAGAUGAAUUGCAAAUGAUUGGUGCUAUAAUUCAGAGACAGGUAAAGUGUUCCAAGAAUCAGUGUGUUUUAAAUGACUUACGUGGUAUUUAAGUCUCUUGUUGACCUUGUUCUGGACUGCUGCACAGGCAUGAACUUCAGCUUGAAUGCACAGCCAGGGAAUCAAGCGUUAUCUAAUGCUCACUCAGUUUAGUAUGAAACUGAGGUAAAUUAUAAGCAAAACCAAUUGACUACAAUCUGCGCGCUGUUGUGAAGCUGGGAAUCACUUGGCAUUUAAGUGCCUCAAAUGUAAACAUGAGGUCUGAUUGAAACACCUGGGUUUUGGGGACAAUGGUUUGUUUGUCUGAGCUUUCACAAGUAUCACUGUUGUCUUCAUGACCAUGUUAUCAUUUGGUAAGUAUUAAUGAACAAAGGGUAUCCAGAGGUUUCACUUUCAUGCAUCUUCUGGUAGUUCAGAAAUGCUGUCUGCCCUGUGGAAAGUCUCUGCUGGGGGGCAUGCCACGGGGGUCACAGGCUUGCUUCUCCUCGAAGGACAUGCUUUCAGCCUCAGUGCUUUGUGCUUGCUGCAUGAUUAUCCUUGCGUUUCCUGCAUUGCUCUGCCAAGCAGAGGGAGUGCAGACCAUUGAUGGACCCUGGCUUGCAGCGGUGGGUCUUAUGGAAAGCUUUCCUGAAAAGUGCUUGACACAGCAGUGAUUAACUGAGCAGAGAUGGGCUUGCAGCACCUUAUAUAGAUUUUACUUCAAAAACAGGUUCAUCAAGUGGCAACUUGAAUUAUUACUUAAUUGCUUUGAUUAUGAGCAACAUAACAGCUGUAACAGAAUUACAGCCUUUUCAAGGAAGUGAGCCAUCUUGGAGAACAGGAAGAACAUCAAGUACAGCUGCUACACUGUCAGAAAGGAAGUAGCAUGCAUGCAAAAAUACUGCUGGAUAGUCAGCAAGCCACCAGAGCUCAAAGAAGCUCUCUCAGGGGUCUCUAAAGCAUGGAUACAGUCACACAACAUUGUGCUCAGCCACCUCCUUGGGCCAUAACGAGCAGUUUUAGGGGGUGUCCCUAGCUGUGACUAGCAGAGGUGGGCUGGUCAAACAAGAAAAUCUCACGUGUGACAUUAAAAUAAAAUGGUCUGUAGAAGAAUCA